AUGGCCCCUUCCGCUAUAGAAGAACAAACCCCAUUCGAAAAUAUCACCAUCAAGUCAUGGAGCCGACCUGCGCCUACUAGUGAGAAGCUUGAUUGGGCACCCCUAGUUGAGAUCGAUCUUUCUCGUUUCGACAAACCUGGCGGAAAAGAAGAACUCGCGAAACAAUUAUACGAUGCUGUGACACGAGUCGGGUUUUGGGUAGUGGUCGGACAUGGAAUCGACGACGAGCGUAUUCUGCGCCAAUUCAGUAUCGGAAAUGCAUUUUUCAAGGAGAAUCUUGAAGAAAAGCGAAGCUUCGAAUGCAAUUUUGCCGAGGGUGAGUAUUUCGGCUACCGUGAAAACUCAAGAUGGAUUGGAGAAACGGGUGUGAAAGACAAUAUAGAAAUGCUGAAUAUUCCCAAGGCCAUUCCUGCAUGGGAUGAUGUUCCCAAACACAGGAUCGUCCGUCAGAACUACGAUGAAAUUUCCGGCUUCCAUCGAGAUCUUUUCGACAAGGUUAUCCGCAAACUGUUUGUCUUGAUGGCAAUUAUUCUGGAAUUGCCAGAAGACCACCUGGUUCAAGCCCACGCCUAUGACAAGCGUUCCGAUGACCACUUGCGAUACAUGAUCUACAACACUCGCACGCAGGAGGAAUGGGAUAAAGCGCAGGCGUACACCAAGGGCGGUCACACGGACUUUGGUAGCUUGACCUUGCUCUUCUCGCAGCAUGUUGCUGGUUUGCAGAUCCGCGCGCCAGACGGGGAAUGGAAAUAUGUUAAGUCUGUUGAAGGUGGGAUUACGUGCAAUAUUGCGGACACGCUAUCAUUCCUUACCAAUGGCUUCCUCAAAUCGACCAUCCAUCGUGUUGUCACACCUCCGAGGGAUCAAAUCAAUAUUUCCCGUCUUGGGUUGCUCUAUUUCUGUAGACCAGGUGAUCAUACCGUGAUGAGAACUGUGCCCUCGCCUUUGCUUGGCCGUCUUGGUCUUCUAACUGAAGAAGAUAAAAGUCCAAGCAAGCCUGCUCCCACGGGGACUGAGUAUGUGCGAGCUCGGGUUCGGGAUGUUCAUCAUAAGACUGUGAUUAAUCGUCGGGAGAACACUUCAUUUGAGUUCAAAGGACUUAAAGUGCCAAACUAUUAUCAGUGA
This is a messenger RNA of Penicillium robsamsonii, 1125 nucleotides long. Its product is annotated as Oxoglutarate/iron-dependent dioxygenase. Gene Ontology annotation, molecular function: dioxygenase activity. The record is from RefSeq and is a predicted model, not a curated record. NCBI's taxonomy places the organism in Eukaryota, Fungi, Ascomycota, Eurotiomycetes, Eurotiales, Aspergillaceae. Bases 1 to 1125 code for a protein of 374 amino acids. The transcript has 3 exons.